UCUAAAGGUCUAAGAAUGAGGCCUUUAAAGCUUUAAAUUGGAUACAAUUUUGAGAGCUUGGAUUUUCAAACCAGUCUCCACUGGAGUUAUUUGAUUAACAGACUGAACAGGACUCCAUGCCAAAAACAGAGACUCGUGGAACAGCUCUAAGACUUGCCUGAAAUUUCAUCCAGGUUUAAAGGGAUAGUGAGGGAAGGAAGUGGGUCUAUCAGUAAACCAGUGGCACAAGCACCAACACAUCAGCAAGGCUGGUGGUCAGGGACUCCAGAGACCUGCAGACGGGAGCACAGAGACACUAGAGCCAGGGAGGUGGUGCAGCCCAAAUUGUGGUCUUGGCCUGAGGACAGGUGGAUCCCUAAAGGGCGUGGCCACCACGGUCUGCAGCCAGCAGGCUGAGGGUGGUUUUCCUUUCCUUUUCCAGUUUGCCUAGCUGGGACAAGACAGACAGUGUCUGUCCCUGUUGGUUUGGCUGUCAGAUUAGCUGCUCAGAGGAGGAUGAGUGUUCCUGGGUGGUCUGUCAGUGAUGGUGGGAGGUGAGGCUUUCUUUCCUGGGGAGUCUGAAUGCUAAGCUUGGGCAGUAAGAUUAACCCUUGGUUUCCUCUGAGAGAAAGCUCUUUGUUGCCAGACUGCCACGGGGUGAGGGACUUCCCAGGGACUCCUGGGACAUCACUGUGAUGCUGGCUAGAGGCACAAGGACACAUCUUGUGCAGGGAUCUGCGAGGAGUUGAACAAUAGUAACAGGGUUAACAAGGUCUUGCGGAGAGGACUUCGGAUGGCUCUUGCACAUUGAAGCUAGAAUCUAUACUUGAUCUGAGGUUCAGACCACAUGGGCCCCACUUCUGGGGCAUUUGAGGAACCACCAUGGGAAAAUUGUAUUAAAGCAAGACAUAUGUUUUAGUCCUGUCUGUGGAAUAGCAAGGUGGCUGUGGGCUCUGCACCCACACAGCCUGGACUUGAGGGUGAGGUUAGUUCUUCUUUGGUGGAGCUCUCCACGGGCAUGGCAGCACCAGCUGCAGUCUAUCUGUUUUGUAGAUCCAAUACCUGCUGUUUUGUUUGGAAAGGUUGGCAGAUCCCAGAGAUUUCAGAGUCAGGCCUUAGCCUAACUCAGCCUCCAGCCUGGCUGCUCUGUAUAAAGGACAAAGGGCAUGAUGGGGUCAAGGAGCUGGACAGCUUGAAAAGUGACCGAUUGAGAACCAUCCAACUCAAUGUCUGCAGCAGUGAGGAGGUGGAGAAAGCAGUGGAAAUUGUCCACUCAAGCCUGAAGGACCCUGAGAAAGGAAUGUGGGGCCUAGUUAACAAUGCAGGCAUCUCAACAUUUGGGGAGGUGGAGUUCACCAGCAUGGAGACAUACAAGCAGGUGGCAGAAGUGAACCUCUGGGGCACAGUGCGGAUGACAAAAUCCUUUCUUCCCCUCAUCCGGAGGGCCAAAGGCCGCGUGGUGAACAUCAGUAGCAUGCUGGGCCGCAUGGCCAACCCCGCCCGCUCCCCCUACUGCAUCACCAAGUUCGGGGUGGAGGCUUUCUCCGACUGCCUGCGCUACGAGAUGCACCCUCUGGGCGUGAAGGUCAGUAUAGUGGAGCCCGGCAACUUCAUCGCUGCCACCAGCCUCUACAGCCCUGAAAGCAUCAAGGCCAUCGCCAAGAAGAUGUGGGACGAGCUGCCUGAGGUGGUGCGCAGGGACUACGGCAAGAAGUACUUUGAUGAAAGGAUUGCCAAGAUGGAGACCUACUGCAAGAGUGGCUCCACAGACACGUCCCCUGUCAUUGAUGCUGUCACACACGCCCUGACUGCAGCCACCCCCUAUACCCGCUACCACCCCAUGGACUACUACUGGUGGCUGCGAAUGCAGAUCAUGACCCACUUGCCUGGGGCAGUCUCUGACAGGCUGUACAUAUACUGAGCCAGUUUCUCUGUGGCCUCUGUCUGGAAGCCCUGGUGGGAAGGAGGGGGAGGAGAGAAGCUCCCCUUGGUUAUUCACUUCUGGAUUAUCCAGUGUCCCAAGAGAACUCAUAACUAGUUUUAGCAUUAACCAGAGGGAAUAACUCCGCCUGACUAGUUUGCACAGUGAGUGGCUCUGGCGCCACAAACAGGGUGUGGAGGGCAGGCAGGGGCCCCUAAACCUCAGGGCAAAACAAACAUGGUGCAUCCGUCUAUCUGGAGUUGAUUUCAUAUGAAGAUUUUGGGGAAACAUCUUUAUAUUAAAAACAGAUUUAUUAUAGAA
Otolemur garnettii (small-eared galago) is the source of this 2221-nucleotide messenger RNA. It is a transcript of the gene BDH1, whose product is annotated as 3-hydroxybutyrate dehydrogenase 1. The coding region runs from base 998 to 1900 and encodes 300 amino acids. The transcript has 4 exons. Gene Ontology annotation, molecular function: oxidoreductase activity. The record is from RefSeq and is a predicted model, not a curated record. NCBI's taxonomy places the organism in Eukaryota, Metazoa, Chordata, Mammalia, Primates, Galagidae.